Molecule: messenger RNA, 2436 nt
Organism: Pyrus x bretschneideri (Chinese white pear)
Lineage: Eukaryota; Viridiplantae; Streptophyta; Magnoliopsida; Rosales; Rosaceae
Product: scarecrow-like protein 32
Exons: 1
Coding region: 544-1965 (473 amino acids)
Biological process (GO): regulation of DNA-templated transcription
Cellular component (GO): nucleus
Molecular function (GO): DNA-binding transcription factor activity; sequence-specific DNA binding
Source: RefSeq, a predicted model, not a curated record
CUUCUAUAUGAUAUAUCAGCUAGCCUUCUCCCUCUGUCUGUCUUACCUGAUCAAGAAAAAAGCAGCAAAAAGGAGAUAUGAAAAGGGAUUAGACCCUUUUGUAGCUUGAAAAGGUUUGUUGAAUCAGAACUGCUUCUAUUACCUUAUAGCACUACCUAGAUUUUUCUCAUAUAUAUAUGUAUAUAUAUAUAUAUAUCCAUCUCUUCUGAAAAUACAGCAGAAGAAAAAAUAAUACUGUUAGGUUCAGUCUCUUUUCCCCCAAUUUUGACUUCCAAUUACACUUUUUUUUUUUCAUUGUUUGGGGCUGAGAGUUUCCCUCCGUUCAGAAAAAAGCUGAACUCUCUAUUUUGUUCCCAUUCAUAAUAUUUGCAGAACAAUUCUCCCAACCCUACUAAAAAUUUUUAAGUUUCCCAAUGCCAAAGCUAGCCACUACCAGUCUGGUCUCUUUCCUUCUGAACUCGUCUCAGUAACUCUAUCUUUUUUCUUAAGCAACAGUUUUCCAAAAAUUUUUCUGAAUUAAUUUCCCUUCUCUUUUCUCUCCCAAUGAUGCAAUUUACUGAGACACCACCACCACCCUUGCACGAAAUUAUCACCACACCCUAUUCCAAUAACUUCCCAAUAAUGAUGAACACAAACCAAACCUACCGCAUGCACCCGUGGCCUGGCUUUCCGACCUCAAAGUUCCUAGGAACAAACUUUGGCGACGCCAACUGCAUGGAGCAGCUGCUCGUCCACUGCGCUAACGCCAUCGAAACCAACGACGCCACCCUAGCCCAGCAGAUCCUCUGGGUCCUCAACAACAUCGCCCCCCAAGACGGCGACUCCAAUCAGCGCCUCACCUGCGCGUUUCUCCGAGCCCUCAUUGCCCGAGCAGCCCGAAUCGGAAACUGUAAGGUCCUCGCCGCCAUGGCCAACUCCCAAGCCAACUUCACCAUCCACACUCACAAGUUCUCCGUCGUUGAGCUCGCCUCCUUCAUCGACCUGACACCGUGGCACAGGUUCGGAUUCACCACCGCAAAUGCAGCCAUUCUAGAAGCUGUUGAAGGGUAUUCUGUGGUUCACAUUGUUGACCUGAGCUUGACGCAUUGCAUGCAAAUCCCAACUCUGGUCGACGCCAUUGCCAGACGUCAUGACGGUAAUGUGAGUCCUCCAUUGCUGAAGCUCACUGUGGCGGGUACCAUGGAGGACGUCCCUCCAAUGCUGGACCUGUCAUACGAGGAACUGGGUUCCAAGUUGGUUAAUUUCGCAAGGUCAAGAAACAUCAUUUUAGAGUUUAGGGUCAUCCCGUCAAGUUACACUGAUGGGUUUGCCAACCUAAUCCAACAACUCCGCGUACAAAAUUUAGUGUAUGCGGAGAGUAGUGAGGCGCUUGUAGUGAAUUGCCACAUGAUGCUUCACUACAUUUCUGAAGAGGCAUUGACACUUCCAGCAAUCAAUCCGAAUCCAAGUAGUAGUGGUUCGACUAGCUCUUACGGUUUUGAUGCUUCGUCCUCUUCGAGUUCGUCGCUAAGGACAGUGUUUCUGAAAGAGCUUCGGGGUUUGGAGCCGACGAUUGUGGUUUUGGUGGACGAAGAUGUGGAUUUGACAUCGAAUAAUCCAGUGUGUAGAUUGAGGUCGGCCUUCAAUUACCUGUGGAUACCUUAUGACACCUUGGACACAUUUUUGCCGCGGGGAAGCAAGCAGAGGCAGUGGUACGAGGCGGAUGUGUGUUGGAAGAUUGAGAACGUGAUAGCGUACGAGGGCUUUCAGAGGGUGGAGAGGCUGGAGCCGAAAUGCAGGUGGGUGCAGCGAAUGCGAAAUGCCAACUUUCGGAGCGUUUCAUUUGGGGAAGAUGCGGUUUUGGAAGUGAAGGCCAUGCUUGAUGAACAUGCAACUGGUUGGGGAUUGAAGAGAGAAGAAGAAGAUGUUGUGCUUACCUGGAAGGGACACAAUGUUGUGUUUGCCACAGCCUGGAUGCCUGCUUAAAUUCACAAGUUGAAAUUUCUCGAGAAAAUGAUCUGACAAUAAGUUAAUUAAUAUAGAAUCUCUUUUUAUUUUUUCGUUUCUUCCUUCUUAAUCUGUUAUUUGGUAGUAGUUAGCUGAUAAAUUAGUUAAUGAUCAUGUUUUACUAAUUUUUACUAUUAGGUGAGAGCUUAAAUUUUAAUUAAUGUGAAGUAAUUGUGUCAUAUUUGGAAUAAUUUUGAACCAUGCAUUUGUGCAUAUUCUUCUGUGGUCUGCAGUAACCUAACAUAUUAAUCUGCCUAUUCUUUUUAGCAAUGUCUUUAUUUAAUGGGCAAUGUUAGGGAGACUACAUUAUGACAUACGAGUUGAUAAUUGAAUUAUUACUUAAGCGUUGGUUAACGUGCUUAAUUCUUAUUUGUAACGUAUCUUUUAGUUUGCAAAUUUAGUCUACAAAUUUAACCACGUAACCUGACCCUUAUUUAAAUUUCCUUUUAC